UCCCGGCCCUUCCCGGCCCCUUCCGCCCGGCGGCUCCGCCUCGGCCCCGGGACACUCGGUUAGGAUUUGACUAUGGCAGUGCGGUUCCUGCAGAAGACAUCUGUGUGGUUAAAGAAGCACAGGAUCACUGUGUUGGCCGUUUCUUGCGUGGGACUGUUUGGCACAAACCUUUCCUAUCAUGUGUUUCCUGAGCAGACGUUCAAACUGUUGCACGAGUGCUGGUCAGAGGGGCAGCCAGCUGAGCUUUCAGAGAGGCUCUGUGGUGUGUUUCAGGAUGUCCUUCAAGAUACUGCUGUGAAGUCCACUGACUCCUACAGAGCCUUCGAAGCUUCUGGCUUCCACCCUGUGAGUGCUGGAAUUCCCUGGCUGCCUGCAGGCUCUUUGGUGGGCAUCCCACCUAACUUUGAUAGCACAGAUGAGGACAAAAAAGGAAUAGUCAACCAUGUUGUUGUGAUCAAUGGCAAGGAAGUAGACUGGGAAAGCAGCGAAGGUGUUGCUUUGAGGGAAGCUCUCACGUUUUCACUCCAAGCUCAGAAGUUUGCCAUUGCCAGAGAAGUUAUGUAUUUGCAGAAUGGCAGCCCUUUAAAAAGUGCAGUUGUGGCUCCAACUUGCUUAGCUGGUACAUUUCUCUGUACAAGAGGUAUAAAGCUCCUUCUGGGUUUAUCUCAUGGCCCUGUGAUACUUCGCAGCCUCUGUAACAUCGUAACUGCAGCUGGUGGCCUGCUCUGCUAUUACCUCUCUUGUGAAGCUCUGACCUAUCACCUGGACUGCAAGGCUGACAGAAGGGCAGCCAUGGUUUCCAAAGACUAUGCCAGAGGUGGGGUGGAAUUUUAUGAUAAAAUCUUGUCCCGCAACAGGAUUCUUCGUGGUCUGAUGGGCACAGAAGGGAUGAAAAUGUACGCCCCCAGUGGUAACCUUUUCCCAAAGCACUGGUUCAGAAUAAAGUAUACGCCAUACACUUACCGGAGAAAUUUGAUUGUUAAUAUUUUAAGAGAGCUCCCGGCAUAGGAUGGGAAUGCUUGAAUUUUAAGCUUGUGAAUUAUGUAUUUUGAAGCACUGCUGUGCUGCCUCUUUUUUUUUUUUUUCCUUCUGUAUCUUCAUUAGAAUUUCGGGGUUUAUUUUUGCAUAUAGUUUGGAAGGAGUUCUUGCACAUUCCCUUAAUAAAGAAUUCUCUCUUAAAAUAUUAAA
Molecule: messenger RNA, 1188 nt
Organism: Chiroxiphia lanceolata (lance-tailed manakin)
Lineage: Eukaryota; Metazoa; Chordata; Aves; Passeriformes; Pipridae
Gene: TMEM177
Product: transmembrane protein 177
Exons: 2
Coding region: 73-1008 (311 amino acids)
Source: RefSeq, a predicted model, not a curated record